AUGGCUAUAUGGGAUUUCUUUGAAAAUGGAGUCAUGCCUAAUGAGAUUAAUGCUACUGUGGUCACUCUUAUCCCUAAAGUUCCCAAUCCUACCUAUGUCAAAGAUCUAAGGCCUAUUGCCUGUUGUUCUGUGAUCUAUAAGAUAAUUGCUAAAAUUAUCACACUAAGAUUACAGAAGGUUAUUGGUGAUGUUAUGGAUCUUGCUCAAGCUGGAUUUAUUCCUAAUAGGACCAUCUCUGACAAUAUUCUCUUGGCAACUGAACUUAUCAAAGGAAUGGCCUUUUCUGCAAAUGAUGCUCUUAGAAAUUGGGUUCCCUCAGCAAUUUUUAAAGGGAUCAUGGUGUGUGUCACAUCUGUUAAUUACACCAUCCUUAUAAAUGGAACCCCUCGCCCUCCUUUUCCUGCUAAGAAGGGCCUCAGAUGUGAAAGACUUGGCAUCACCCACUUAAUGUUUGUUGAUGACUUGGUUCUCUUUGCAAGAGUUGACCAGAGUUCCCUUAAUCUACUUAUGCAAGCAUUCAAUAAAUUCUCUACUGCCUCAGGGCUUGUUGCUAAACUUGACAAGAGCAAUGUGUAUUUUGCUGAGAUUCAGGAAAAAGAAGUUCACAAUCUUCAGGAGUUGCUCCAAAUGCCAAUUGGGAUCUUCCCCUUUAGAUAUUUAGGGGUGCCUCUGCACUCUAGGAAGUUGUUUUAUACUGAGUGUAAGCCACUCAUUGCAAAAGUUGUUGCUAGGAUUUUCUUGUUACCAAAGAAAGUUCUUAAGGAAAUCCAGAAUACUCUCAGAAGCUUCCUAUGGACAGGCUUGGAUACCAUUUCUAGAAAAUCUCCUGUUUCUUGGGAUUAUAUGUGUAACAAGAAGGUCUGUGGAGGGUUAAAUUUCAAAGAAAUCACUACUUGGAAUAAAGCUGCAAUUGCAAAACAUUUUUGGGCUCUUGCUCUAAAGCAAGAUAGACUAUGGAUCAAAUGGCUCCAUGUCUACUAUAUCAAGCAGGCUGAUAUCUAG
Molecule: messenger RNA, 1002 nt
Organism: Beta vulgaris subsp. vulgaris (sugar beet)
Lineage: Eukaryota; Viridiplantae; Streptophyta; Magnoliopsida; Caryophyllales; Amaranthaceae
Exons: 4
Coding region: 1-1002 (333 amino acids)
Source: RefSeq, a predicted model, not a curated record